CUAUAUAUAUUAGUUAAACUCUUUUCCAAAGGAAUUAAACUUCAUCAAUCUCUCUUUUCCGAUCCCGAAGAUGAGACGCUCAUGGCCGACACGCCUCAUAUUCCUCAUGGUUCUCACGGUCGUCAUCGCCAUGAUUGCAGUAGCUUAUGGUUAUUCCUCUGUCUCAUCAUCAAAUCAUAAGUUCCCUCAUUACAAAUACAAAGCUCCAAGUCCUCCCACUACCUAUUCUCCUUACCGUUAUUUCUCGCCGCCUCCGGUUAUAGAUUCAGAUUCUGCAGCUUAUGAUCGAUGAUCGCAAGACGCAUUUUUUUCUUUGGGGGUGCAACUCUGAUCAACAAGAGUAAGAGACGACAAGACAACUACUUGGCGAUAUAUUGAAUGUCCUUAUUUGCUGGUAAUGUAAGAUUUGGAACUGUCCGAUUGUGAAAUAACUGAAAGAGCAACAAGUCCAUUUCCUCUGUGUUUCUUCAAAGACAAUUUAAUCAGAAAACAAGUGUAACCAAAAGUUUCAUGUAAUGCAAUAAUGCAUAAUGAUUCACCAAUUAGA
This is a messenger RNA of Camelina sativa (false flax), 547 nucleotides long. The record is from RefSeq and is a predicted model, not a curated record. Lineage: Eukaryota; Viridiplantae; Streptophyta; Magnoliopsida; Brassicales; Brassicaceae.